AUGAAUGAGGAUAAGGCUUUAGAACAGCAGGAUGGGGAAGACACGGCUAGCACUGUCGAAGCCGCACCUGUCUACUCUAUCUACACGCAGAAAGAAAAGUACGCCAUAACGCUUCUAGUUUCUUUGAUUGGCAUUUUUUCCACGCUAUCAUCACCGAUUUAUUUGCCUGUCCUGCCGACACUUGAGAGGAAAUUUGGUGUUGGUGAGAAACAGAUGAAUGUUUCGGUUGUGUUGUACUCGGUCUUCCAGGGGAUUGCGCCUUCUCUCAUGUCGAAUCUUGCAGAUAGGUACGGGAGACGUAUAACAUUUGCGCUGUGUUUGAUUCUUUAUAUUGGGGCUGAUAUUGGGCUAGCUUUGAACAAUUCCUUUGCCGGGUUGCUAGUUUUGCGGUGCGUUCAAGCAGCUGGGGUAGCUUCUACUAUAUCAGUUUCCUCCGGGGUGGUUGCUGACAUUACCGAGAGAGAAAAUAGAGGUGGCUUCGUGGGAAUAAACCAGGGAAUUCAGCUUAUUGGUCAAGCGUUUGGAGGUCUUUUGGGAGGUUUGCUGGACACUGGGUUUGGAUGGAGAGGUAUUUUCUGGUUCCUCACGAUUGCUGCUGGGGCUGUGUGGCUGAUCACUCAUGUACUUGUUCCCGAAACAAAUCGAGCCAUUGUAGGAAACGGCUCCAAUGCUCCAAAGCAGUUCAGGUGGAUUUCCUACGCACCGAUUCUGUUUCUGCCCACAUUCAAGAAGAGAUUGGCAAAUCCAGAGCCCAGCACAAUCGUACCUAGAAGACUUCUCAACCCGUUGGAUUCCUUAUUGAUCCUCAAAAAUCCCACAAUUAUGCUUGUUAUGUUACCAGUCUCGGUUCUGAGCACAUGCUGGAUCAUGAUGUUGACAACAUUGUCCCUCUCACUAAACCAAUACUAUAAUUAUACGACUCUCCAGGUUGGUCUCUGCUAUCUUCCGAGUGGAGUGGGAGGAGUUUGUGGAUCUGUAACUGCUGGAAGAUUUGCCGACUGGAACUAUAGGCGCCUCUACAGAAAAUACACGGUUAGAUCUCAAGACCCAGAUGAACAGAAAGCCCCUUUCGACGCAUUGUUAGCCAGAGUUCAAGUGGUCAUGGGUCCGGCCAUGCUAACACCAUUUUUCUUGAUCAUGUUUGGCUGGUGCAUAGAUAAAGUCGUGCAUGUGGCAACUGUAUGCGUCUCAUCGUUUUUCACAAGCUUCUUUGGAAUCAUGUCUAUUGGUACCUCUAUGACUAUCCUUAUAGAUCUGUUCCCGAAUAGAGCUUCUGCGGCAGCUGCCUGCUUGAAUCUUUGUCGGUGCUUGCUUUCUGCACUCGGCAUUGGAGUUCUGGCAUAUAUGACUGAUAGUAUGACUGUGGGAGGAUGUUAUUCCUUGUUGGCCGGAGUGGCGUUGCUGUCUUCAUUAACUUAUUUCUACAUUCUUGCCAACACUAGACGUCUGACCGCGGCUACACAUUAG
Molecule: messenger RNA, 1467 nt
Organism: Kuraishia capsulata CBS 1993
Lineage: Eukaryota; Fungi; Ascomycota; Pichiomycetes; Pichiales; Pichiaceae
Exons: 1
Coding region: 1-1467 (488 amino acids)
Biological process (GO): transmembrane transport
Molecular function (GO): transmembrane transporter activity
Source: RefSeq, a predicted model, not a curated record